AUGUCUGAUCGCGCCAAGCCUUCUUCCAGUAAGGGGAAGAGAGACUCCUCCCCUUCUGAACCUGAAGUAAAGCGAAAAAAGAAAAUGUUGAAAUCUGAGGCCACAGGUUCCUUGAGGCAUCAAAUAGCCCCCUUAGAUUCUAUUAUGGAGGAAAUGGAGAAGGAAGUUCAACGGAAGAAGGAAUUGGCUGCAGCCGCUGCUGCUGAACAGGAGGCUAUAGCAAGAGAGGUUGAUCCUCGUCCUGAAAUCCCUAGGUUAACACGAGAUGCGUUAGAGAACAUGCCUGUGGAUAACACCAUGGUCACAAACUUUGUGAAAAGAGAGUGCAUAAUGUAUCAAUUGCUGGGUCAUAAGAUGAUGGAUGGAAGGCUACAAGCUUAUCCCAAUUUAGGAUAUAUAAAAUCGGAUAUUGCUGUUUUCCCUUCAUACGCUUAUGAUAGGAUUGGCCCGCAAACACCGCCGCAAGAUGAUCUGCCUAGUAAUGUUCGGAAAGGACCUAAAACUCCGCCUGGCUCUCCAGGCCCACGGACACCUCCAUGUUCUCCUCCAGCAAACGAGGAUAAGACCGCUAUCUUGGCGAACGUUGCUGCCAUCACUGGCUCCAAUGUAAACCAACUAGAAGCUUACUUCGGAUCUGAGUUGAGCGAAGCGUUAGGUUCUAUGGAAAAGGCAGCACUAUUGGAGAAGAUCAAGGAUGCUCUACUGACAUCUGUGAGAGUUAAGAAGGAAGCCAAGGAAGAACAGUCAUCUACUCAUGCGGAGAUACCUAGACGUAACAGAGAUAACGCUUCUGUGCAGAUGGAACUUGUAUCGGACGAGUCAUUAAGUCCAGAAAGGCCAUACUCUCCGAUAGUUGCACCCCCGCCACCACCUCCUAUCAUUGAACCACCUCCAAAACCUCCUACCUUCACUUCUACAGAAAAUACGGUGCCUGUUUGGCCUGUCAAAAAAGAGAACGAAAAAAAGAUGUCAACGCCUGUUUCUUUGCCAAGACCGGUGCAGCCUACGGUGUCUGUCCCUGUGUCCGUAAUAACCGCUCCCCCCCUACCACCUCCGAUGCAACCUCCACCGAGAGAGAUACUAGGACAUCCUUUUAUGCAACCACCACCGAUGAUUCCUCCUCCGAUGCCUUUAUUUCCUCCACCACCUACUGGACCAUCAAUGUCUGUUCCACCUCCUCCUAUGAUUCCUCCUCCGCCAUUAACAAUGACAUCAACUAUGCCAGCAACGCCUCCAACAAUUUUGGUAACCAAGAUUACGAUGCCCCCUCCUCCUCCUUCGCCUUCAAUAGUGAAUACAGCAACAAAACCUCCCCCUGUCCACAACCCGUUACCGAAGUUGGAUGUCAAGAUCACUCCGUUACAUCCGAAUGAUUCGCAUCAACAUAAUUCUUCAAUAGACGUUUCUAAGCCUCCAGCAAACGGAGGAACACCAUACAAGAAUAACCCUAUAUCUCAAAACUGUACACCAGUCCAAGGAGGAAACGUGCUCUUGAGAACACCUACAUCUACUGGGGCAAAUGCUUCUUUCAAUUCCAAUUCGAACGGUGGCAAGGAAAAGAAUGGUCAUGAAAUCAGCUCACAAACAGUUACGAAUGCUCUCUUGUCUGCUCUUGGCAUAGGAAUGAAACCGCCUGAUCCACCACGGUCCAACAAUGCUGAUAAUCGUCAAGCCUCCUUCAAUAACUCUGUUUUAUCCGAUUUCGCCAAUCAGUCAUGGUCUCAAGAAUCGAACGGUCCAAUGAAACCUGUGAAUCAACCCACUACUCCUGUGAACGGACAGCACGUCCAACACCUCAACUCCAUUUCAGGAAGGCCACCUUUUAGAGGAAGAAUGCUCACACGUGGUCCUAGUCAUCCGCAUCGCCCACCUCUCCAUGGUGGCAUGCCGCCAAGUCCUAUGAUGGGUCGCGGGCCGUACCCAAUCCCUAACGGUCCACCACCGAUGGGUCCUCAGGGUUUCAAUCGAGGCUCACCUAAUAACCGUUUCCGAGGUGGUCAAAGACGGAACGGUUUUGGAGGACGUCCAAUCCGACAUUCAUAA
Auanema sp. JU1783 is the source of this 2043-nucleotide messenger RNA. The record is from the annotation of a GenBank genome assembly. Lineage: Eukaryota; Metazoa; Nematoda; Chromadorea; Rhabditida; Rhabditidae.